Molecule: messenger RNA, 924 nt
Organism: Sarcophilus harrisii (Tasmanian devil)
Lineage: Eukaryota; Metazoa; Chordata; Mammalia; Dasyuromorphia; Dasyuridae
Gene: SMIM11
Product: small integral membrane protein 11A
Exons: 5
Coding region: 571-759 (62 amino acids)
Source: RefSeq, a predicted model, not a curated record
UCAAGCACUUAGUAUGUGCCCGGCACAAUGCUAAACUCUGGGGAGACAGAGAAAGGCAAAAACUAGUCUCUGCUCUUUAGGACUCUGGCGUUAUAAAGUGGGUGGGAGGCGCGAAGGAAAAGCAAGAGUCCUGCCAGAUUAUACAUGGGAUAAACGGGAGAUAGUCGGGAGAGAGGAAAGGCACUAGCGCUAAGAGGGAUCGGGAAAGACUUCCUGUAGAAGGUGGGACGUAUCUGGGACUUAAACCACGGAAGGAAGGACAGCCAAUGAAAAGCCCCGAGUGGGAGAUGGAGUGUAUUGUGGGAGGAGCCGCAGGGAAGGGGGCCUUUCUGGGCAGCUGAGCACUAAGGGAGUGAGGUGUCAGGAAAGGUAAGAGGGGACCGCGUGGUGAAGGAGCUCGGAGCACAGCCAAGAUCAUUUUACAGAUGAGUAACUCAGGCAAACAGGAUUAAAGUGACUUGCCCAGAGUCCCAUAGCUGAUAAGUGGGCUCUGCCUCCUUUCCCUUUUUAUUCUUCCUUUGUUCUCUUCUGGUGAUCUCUAGUCAGGAGCAGUUUCACAGUUGAUCCAAUAUGUGGGAGCCCUCCUGGAAGGCUUUGGAAAAUUUUCCACUUCUGCUCUAUAUUUUGAUUGCAAAAUCUAUUAUUCUUUGCUUGGCAUUUGCUGGAGCCAAAAUGUGGCAGAGGAAAAGACUGGAAGCACAAAUACAAAAAAAAUUGGAGGCCACACAGAAAAAGACCAUUGAGAAGAAAGAAGAAUGAUGUUUUACAAAUUGUCUGACGAUUUGGAUAGACUCCAGUUCUAGGAGUGUGGUGUGUCAAGGGAUUAUAUCCUCACCUGUAACUUCAACUUAAAACAGUGUAUAAGUUGGCAUAUGCUUUAUUAGGAAUUGGCAUAUAAUUUACAUAUUAAAAUGGUUUUCUCAA